Molecule: messenger RNA, 2688 nt
Organism: Closterium sp. NIES-65
Lineage: Eukaryota; Viridiplantae; Streptophyta; Zygnematophyceae; Desmidiales; Closteriaceae
Source: the annotation of a GenBank genome assembly
AUGGUGUGGUGCAGCUACUGCGGGCGCGACCAGCAGGCGGAGGUCGACGAGGCCAAUGGCUUCUCCUGCUGCACGGGGUGUGGGCGAGUGCUGGACGAUACCGUCUACUCGUCCGACACAGUCUUCAUGAAACAAUCCGAUGGCUCUAGCAUGGCCAUGGGAAGCUUCGUGGCAGAUGCAGGAGGAGGCGGGCCGGUGGUGCGACUGGGAGGAGCCAGGGGGUUCGCCUUUGGGGGCUCGUCAGAGUCACAUGAGCGCACAGUCAUGAGAGGGCGCAAUGAGAUUGCAGAGAUAGCAGAGCGGCUGGCCGUGCGACCUCGAGAAGACAUGAUAGGGUCGGCGCACCGGCUGUACCAGCUGGCUCUGAAUCGCAACUUCACAAGAGGAAGGCGAGUAGCGCAGGUGGCAGCGGCGUGCCUCUACCUUGCGUGCAGGCAGGAGAAGAAGCCCUUUCUGCUGAUCGACUUUGCUGACUUGCUGCAGAUCAACGUGUAUGUACUAGGGGCGGUGUAUCUGCAGCUGCUGCUGGUGCUGCGACUGGAGAACCACGAGCCGCUACAGGCACCACUGGACCCCUCUCUCUUCAUCCACCGAUUCGCCGACCGCCUCAACUUUGGGCGCAAGAUGCAUGCAGUGGCCAACACGGCUCUGCGCCUUGUUGCCUCCAUGAAGCGCGAUUGGAUCCAGACCGGUCGCAAGCCCAAUGGGGUGUGUGGGGCGGCGCUGCUGAUAGCUGCACACAUUCACGGCUUUGAGCGAUCCAAGUCGGAUGUGGUGGCAGUGGUGCAUGUGUGUGAGCAGACAGUGCGGCACCGACUGCAUGAGUUUGAGGGCACAGAGGCAGGCGGGCUCACUCCGGAGGAAUUCGAAGAGAAGGCCAAGGAGUGGGACGAGCUUCUUUUCUCCACCCAGCCACCCACCCCUGCUCUCGUUGCUCCUGCCUCUUCCCUCGCCCCUGCUGCUGCUGCCCUCGCUACCAAGGGCAAACAGGGGAAGGGGAAAGCAGGGGGAGCAGCAGGGGGAGGGGCGAGGGGAGGCGCAGGGUCGACUCAAAAGCCACCUUGCUGCGGCAUGACUGUGUUGCGUGUGGGCUGUGUGAACUGGCUGCGGACGAGCGGAGGUUUGGUAGGGGGAGCCAACCCGCCUGCAUGGGGGCGGGGGGAGAGGGAGCAGCGCAAAGCAGAGCUGAGGAGGCGGAGAAGCCGCCUCACUGUGUACAGCGUGUUUGGGCAGGAGGAGCGGGAGGAGGGGGAUGGAUAUGGAGAAGGGGAGGAGUGGGGAGUUGGAAGGGAAGUUAUGGCUGUUGGCCAGAAGGGGAAGGGUGGAGGUGCGGGUGUGGCGGUGGCGGCAGGGAAAGGGGUGGUUGCUGCGAAAGCGGGAGGGAAGGGAGGGAAAGUGGGGAGGGAUGGGGUGUCGAAGCGCGAGAGAGCAAGGCAGAGGAUUGAGAAGGAUCUAGAUGCAGCUCUGCACCGAGCUGAAAUUGCUCCCCUCGUGGUCCACACGCUUCCAGACUCACUGGGACCUGCCGAACCAGAUACCCUAGGCUCGGUCAGGCGUGACGGUCUAGGUCCGGCAGGCAUAGAUCCGAGCCUGGUGGAUGACCCCGAUCCAGAUUUCUUGGCUGGGGAAGAGGGUGGGAUGGGCGGCGGAGGGAGGUUCGGGGGAAGCGUUGGAGAGAUUGGGGAGGAGGCGCAGGAGGGGGUGGAAGAUGAGGAGGAGGAAGAGGAGGAAGAAGAGGAAGAGGAGGAAGAUACUUUGUCGGAUAUAGAGGAUCACGAGGUCGACGGGUACCUACUAGGAGAGGAAGAAGUAAAGCUAAAGACCCUGAUAUGGACCGAGAUGAACAAGGAGUAUUUAGAAGAGUUGGAGCAGAAGCAGGCGGCGCAGCGCAGCGGGCAGCAGAGGACCAGGUGGCGGCGGUGGCGGCCGCAGCUGGUGGAUGGAUACCUGUUGGGGGAAGAGGAGGUGAAGCUAAAAACCCUAAUUUGGACGGAGAUGAACAAGGAGUAUUUGGAGGAGUUGGAGCAGAAGCAGGCGGCGCAGCGGGCGGCAGAGGACCAGGUGGCGGCGGUGGCUGCGGCAGCGGCAGCAGCAGCAAGUAAAUGUGGCGCCGGGACCUCUGCUCGUGCUGCUGCCGCGGCUGCAGCUGCUGCUGCAGUGCUGCAAAAGGGCGGGCUCGACCGCAAGCGGAGGCGCAAGGACGAGGCAGCACUGGGUCCUGCCCAGUCAGCAGCAGAAGCUGCCAAGAGGGUUCUCGACAAGAAGGCGUGGGGAGGAGAUGGCGCGCUGGGUGGGUAUGGUGAUGAGUCAACUACGUACGAUGCUGAGUCAGCAGGGCAUGGGGAAGGAGACAUGGGAGUGGGCCAUGAUGAGGAUUUGGAGCAUAGGGGAGUGGAUGGGGAGGAGGGUGAUAUGGAUGGUGCUGCUGGGUUGCAUAAUGGGGAAGGUGCAGGUGAUGGUGGUGGUGGUGAGGAUGGUGAGGAGGAGGAGGAGGCAGCAGAGGCACAUGCAGCUGAUGGGGAAGAAACGGAAUACCAUGAUGUGAAUGGGGUGCAGUACCAUGUGGAAACGGGUGAGGAGCACUAUAACGAGGAUGGGGCAGGAGAGGCGGUAUGGGGAGGUGGGGGAGCGGAUCAGCUGUACGGUGCAGAUGGCAUUGACCCCGAUGACCAAUACAUGUUUUACUGA